Molecule: messenger RNA, 1720 nt
Organism: Neurospora tetraspora
Lineage: Eukaryota; Fungi; Ascomycota; Sordariomycetes; Sordariales; Sordariaceae
Product: glycoside hydrolase
Exons: 4
Coding region: 220-1380 (386 amino acids)
Biological process (GO): pectin catabolic process
Cellular component (GO): extracellular region
Molecular function (GO): polygalacturonase activity
Source: RefSeq, a predicted model, not a curated record
GCAACAUCUUCGGCGGCGCCCUGUGUUUGAUGGACAAUUGUUCGGAUAUCUCUGGAAAAAUUGACAGCGUAGUAUUCUCAACCUCGGUGUCCCCAUACGGGGGUCGUUAACGAGGUCCUGGGUUUAAGCCUUCGAUACCACGCCGCUACGUUUCAACCCCCUGCGCUCUUGAAAUGAGAUGACCCUCCAAUUUUUUCACACAGCUGACUUCCAACAACCAUGAAAAUCAUUGCGUCUCUUAUGCCAGCCUUCUUCGGCAGUGCUGCGAUAGCAGCCUCGAUCUCACCACACCAUGUGGCCAACCAGAUAGCGCCCUGCACCUUCACCGGCUCAACCGGCUUCGACCUCCUCUCCAAACGCAACAGCUCUUGUCAAGACAUCAUCCUCUCCGACCUCGAAGUACCCGCGGGCGUAACUCUCAACCUAGACAAUCUCAACCCAGGUACAUCAGUAACCUUCACCGGCAAAACCGUCUUCCCCUUCUUCCCCGCCGGCUGGGCGGGUCCCCUCCUCUCCAUCUCCUCCUCCUCCCAGCUCACCAUCCGCGGCCUCCCCUCCUCUCUGUUGUACGGCAGCGGCGAAUCCUACUGGGACGGCCUCGGGCAAAACGGCCCCAUCACCAAACCAAAAUUCUUCCAGGUGCACAACCUGAUUGAUUCUGUGAUCGAGGGUAUCACGAUCUUCAACGCACCAGUGCAGGUGUUUAGUAUCAACGGCUGCAAAAACGUGACGCUGAGUGGCGUGACUGUUGAUAACAAGGCGGGAGAUGGCGACUGGAAUGCUGGAAAAGGGGGAAGAAAUACGGAUGCGUUUGAUAUUGGGUCGAGUACGGAGGUGAGGAUUGAGGGGGCGCAGGUGUGGAAUCAGGAUGAUUGUGUUGCUAUUAAUUCGGGGACGAAUAUCACUUUCCGCAACGGUCUUUGCUCAGGAGGCCAUGGUCUGUCAAUUGGUUCCGUUGGCGGUAGAAGUGAUAACACCGUCCAGAACGUCUUGUUCGAGAACUCGGUGAUUGCGAAUUCUGAGAACGCCUCCCCUACUUCAAUACCUACAGGCGCCCGAAUCAAAACCAAAUACGGAACCACCGGUAUCGUCUCCAACAUCACUUACCACAACGUCAUGCUCCAAAACAUAACCAAGUACGGCAUCGUGGUCGACCAGUCCUACAGUCCUCCUUCCAAGAACGCGCCGCCAACUAAUGGCGUGUCCAUUACGGGGUUCACACUUGUCAACGUGACGGGAAAUGUGCUGCCAACUGGCACAAACAUCUUUGUGAACUGCGGCGAUGGAUCUUGUAAGCAAUGGGAAUGGACAGAGGUUGAUGUUAAGGGCGGGAAAAAGAGCUCGAAGUGCUUGAGAGUUCCGUCGGGUGCCAGCUGCUAAACAUAGGGAUGAUGGGUAUAUCCCAAGACAUUGUGUAACUAUAUUCAAUUCAUGUCCCAAGAGCCAUGAAGAAAACCAAAACUUGGAAGUACUAUGUACCAAGCGAUGCCGUCUAACAAGAACUCCCCAACGAACCCCGAAUAUGACAUAUAAAACGUACUUCUCAAGCCUUCUUCAUCUUCUUAUCACCACCACCAGGCCGUCCCAAGACAGAUACAACUCCAACAAUCCAAGCAGGCCACCACACGCACCAUACCACAACAGGCGUAUAUGUCCCCGUGACAUCCCAAGCAAACGCCGCCUGCCUCAGCACCUCUCCCAAUCCAUAUCCCACCUUCUC